GGCAGAGAAACAAUCACGAGAGAAGGGAAAACAAAUGAAAUUCGAGUUCGUCAAAAGGGGCGGCCAACAUAAUUGAACAAUUCCCCUAAACACGUUUCACUUCAAAAAUUCAUAGUCUUAAAAAAAGACGUAGGUUAUCUUGAAGCUUUUCUAUGCUAUACAUUAAUGAAGCAACUCUGACUGUUCAGCUAUGGCUACCACGUUUUUCUUCUAAGAGGCAUGUCUGUCAUUCAUCCAGAGUAGAUUUUUUUUUGUAUUUAGUUAAAAUGAAUGAAUGAUUGGCAUGUUUGCUUCAGUUCAAGUAUACCUACCUUAUUUCCUCUGCUGAAACAGAGUACAAUAUCUUUACACAUAUUAAAAAAUGGCUUCAGAUUUACUGAGUUUUAUUGUUGAUCCAGAAGAGGGGGAUACUUCUUUACAUCUUGCAGCACUGACUGGAGAUGUGCUUAAGGUCAGACAAUUAUUGUGUAGUGAUAGUGGAAGAAACUUAAUAAAUGCACGUAUGAGACCAUUUGGAGCCACGCCUCUUCGACUUGCUUCCUCAGCUGGCAAUGUUGAAUGCAUGCAAGAAUUGUUGAAAAAUGGGGCAUAUGUUGACCUAGUUGACAUUAAAGCACAAACACCCCUGUUUGUUGCUGUUUAUAAUAAUAAAUUAGAAUCAUGUGAACUUCUGUUGAAAAGUGGUGCCAAUCCAAACGGAGACCGUCGAAAUCUAGUAGCUCCACUUCAUGUUGCAUGCCAAAAUGGAUCAGCUCCAGCAGUACAGCUUCUAUUACAACAUGGUUGUGCUGUGGAAGGAGCUUUGACUCACCCUCUACAUGUUGCUGCAACUUAUGGCCAUAUGAAUUGCUUUAUUCUCCUACUUCUUCAUGGUGCAAAAACUAGUCUGGCAGAAUAUGCAGUUGGUCAACCAUCCAUUGUUCCAAUUCUUGCAAAAAACAAGAGCAAUCCCCUUUUUCUGCGACUCUGGGUUCUUUUUGGUGGGAGUUUGUGGUAUAAUGAUAGUACUGGAAAACGAGUGUUUGUUGAUGUUGAAGAAGGACCCCUUAUUGAAGUUUUACACAAUCUUAAAACUUUUCCUUUGUCUCUCAAAUGUCAAAGUCGCAUCAAGAUUUGGAAAUUGAUACAGUAUGACGUUCUGAAACACAUAAAUUCACUUGGGUUACCCAAAACUCUUGUUAAUUAUCUUGGCUUCAGAGAUAUACCAGAAAUCGAUAAUUGUUUUGCUUUCCUUGAAAAAUGCCUAUAAAAAAGCACAAUGCUACACCUCACAAAAUAAUAUAUUGAUAACUGUUUUAACUUAUCACCAAUUUGACAGCUUUAAAAUAUAAAGUUUAACAAAAUAGCUUUUUCUAAUUGCGCUAAUUUUAAAAAGGCCGCCGUUAUAUUCAAUACGUAUUAUCACAAAUCAUUGGUCGAAAUGUGCACGGAAUAAGCUACGAAGAAUAUGGCGGCAUGCGCACCUCCAACAUGUGCACGUCGAAACGCGUAUUUGUUAUGGUUUUUGACGUUUCUUUUUACUAUAUGUCCAUUGGAAUUCAUUGAUACGGAUAUGCAGUGUUUUUUAAUUGAAUAGUGUGUUUUAUGCGUGUGUGAAUUGUCAUUUUGUUGGUCUGGUAAUGGUACAAUUAUUAUCCCGCCUUAAAGAUGUCAAUUAUACACUGUAAUUUGAAUUGUGCAUUUAAAAAAUUCUGAAUUCGAUUUCUGAUGCCUUUGACUUAAUCAAUUGAGACCGCUUUUCCGGAGCUCAUUGUUGUUGAAGUACAUUGUAAAUUACGACAUCAUGAGAUAUGAAACCGUGUUUGAUUGGGCACAAGUAAAAUUGGCAGAAAAGUGGCUGAAUGUGUUGUUCAAAGCAAAUCCCUCAAAAGAGCAUGUUGUAAAGAACUUAGCAAAUGCCAGUGGAGUUAAUGUCACUUGGAAUGAAAAUGGGUUGGUGAAACUAGAAGGUUCUUGGGAACAUAUUUUGAGGUCACAAACCAUUUUUGAAAAUUACCUAAAAUCUCUUGAAGACAGUGAAGCAGGAAUUGAAAAAAGAGAUGAUUUCAGUUUAGUGAAGAAAUCAGCCAUGGCAACAAAUGAUUUCACCUCCAAGUGCUCCAAUGUUGCACCAAAUCAAGGGACAAAAAGCAAUGAAGUGUAUGUGAAUAUUACAUUGAAUGCAGCCAAGAUGUCUAAUUUUAAUAAUGAAACAAUACCUGUGGUAAACAAUGUUCAAAAUGAUGUAACUGCAAGUAGUAGUAGUAGAUCCAGUGGAAAAAUGCACAGAAUUCCUCAGGUUUUUGGAUAUGAAGGAAAUUCUUUUGAACAUGGUUUCGUAGUUCAGUCAGAAAACAAUUGUGUAAGACAAGGCAUGGGGUCUGAUCAGAAAAUGAAAGAAAGUUAUAAUGUGUCUGAAUACCAGCACAAGGUUUUACUCAGCAUCUGUAAUCCUCAACCAAGCCACACUGAUAUAAAAAAAACUGAUAAUCCUGAAACAGCUUUGUUACAAACCUGUUGCUUCGGUGAAGAUACAAGCAGUGAUAUUUCAAGAACACUUCAGUCAGUUGAAGAAGUAUUAAGUUUAGAAACUGUUUCUCCAAGUGGUAUUGAUACUACAGUAGGUUUUGACAAAACCAAACAUUCAAAUACCAAGAGCCAAUCAGAAAAUACAUCAGUCAAAUGUGUUUCUGUUGAAUUAAAUGAUACUUCAAAUUCAAAGCAUAUCAAACAAAAAUAUCAUAAGAAAAAAGAUUAUGAAGAAUUAGCCCCUUUUAAAUUCUUUUGUUCCAUGUGUUCCUUCAAAUCUAAAAGGGCAAGUCACUUUACAAGACACAUGAAACUGCACAAUGAGGUUUCAAAAUUAUUUAAAUGUAAUCAGUGCUCUUUUACUUCAAUACGUUUAAGUCAUCUUCGUCGUCAUGAAUUAAACCACAGUAAACUCACAUUGGCUUGCAACAUAUGUCAGUAUCGAACAAAUAGUCAGAAACUUUUAGUGCGACAUAAACGCUUUAAACACAGUGCACCAGAGGUACCUGAAGUUAAAAAAGACAUUCUUCAAUGUGGACAUUGUGCAUAUCAAACUAGUAGAAGUCAUUUACUGCAGAGACAUACAAAGGUUCAUGAAUCUAAUGCUUUGUUGAUUCAAGAAUAUCACUGUAAACAGUACAGCUUUGCAACAUUGGGGUAGUUUUUUGAUUCCACCCCUGUAGAAACUUUGGUGUUGGAGUUGGAGAAAUAGUCAAGCCACGAUUGAAGUGCAUUUUAAUCUAGAAAGGAAGUGCUCUGAAGGUUGUUCGAUAGAGAGCAGAAAAGGUGAAAAAUUGAAGGCACAAGAUUGAGUGAAUAAUCUGGGUGUGGAAUGACUUCCAAACUCUACUCUUCAAUACACUUGCCAGAUUAGCAAAGUGUGGGUGGUCAUUAUCAUGCCGCAACACUACAUGCAGCCUUCAUGUGUUCAUAUAAAACAAAUCGCAAAGAACAUUUUGUGAGACACACCAACAACAUUCAUGAAGGACGUCGACCUUUCUUGUGCCAUUGGUGUGGCAAAGCUUUUAAGAGGCAAGAUGCUUUGAAACAGCAUUCUUCGACACACACUGCACAGGAUGCUGUUACUUGCCCAGAAUGUGGAAAGGGAUGCCGUUCUCAUGCACAUCUUUCUCAACACAUGACUGUACAUUCAACAGAGAGAUUGUUUCUAUGUGAACUCUGUGGAGCAUCUUUCAAAACCAGAGCUGUGCAAAGGAAACAUAUGUUCACAAUUCACCAACAUCCAAAGGCUUUCUUGUGUAGCCACUGUUCCCGGAAGUUCAGUACUAAAUUUGCUUUGAGGCGUCAUGUAAAGCAGCACAGGUAAGGCUAACCCUUAUCAUAAAAGUGGAUGUUUGAAAUUCAUGAAAUUCUUGAAAUUCAUCUGGGAGAGACAUAUAAUUAUUGGAUGAACAGUUAAAAAUGCUUGUAUGCCAGUGAUGAUAAUCAAGGUCAAUAGAAACCAAAACUGUGGUUUCUUACAUUUAAAAUAUAAUCAAGUAUGUGAUGUUUUUAAGUUGUAAGGAAAACUCAACCAGGUAAUAAUCAAGUUACUACAAAAGUGAGUGAGAGAGACACAUACAUGCGUGCACACACAUGCGUAAUUGCACACCCAUGGACACACACACUUUUAUCCAGUGAAAAUGAGAAAGUGGGUGGCAUUUUGAAGAACAAAAGCUUGCCAGAGAAGCCAAUGAUUCUAGCACUUGAAAUACAUGGGAUAACUGUGGGAUCGCUGUCCUUGCAUUGUUGUGUUUCAAUCAUCUUUAAUUAUACUGUAAUAUGUUGGUAAUUAUGAAAAGUUGUAUCCCACUGCAUCUUAAUUUACAAUUGUAACUUGUAAUACAUUAUCAAUCCUUGUAGGGAAGGAAUUUCUCACUAUUACUUUCUGUAAUUGACAGCAUCAGUGGUAUUACAGUUUGCAUGUCAGGCUGUUACACCCAAGUUUGCUGUUUCAAGCACAUUCAAAGUUAUGGAUUUUUAACAGCGAAAAAAUCCUUUGUAUGCUGGCCUUCAGAGGAGUCAACCUGUCUGCCCUAUGAUGUAGAUUUACUGCAUGAAAAAUAUCCUGAGGCCUAAAAGAAGCCUCUAAAUUUAAAUUACCUGUUCUGUUGCCUGAGUAAUACCUUCUUUCUCUGCUAGAUAAUGGAAGAAGCGGAACAAAGUUUUAAGGUCAGACUGAAGAGCAGGCCUUAUGACCAGAGUCACCAUUAUCGAAUUGAAUAAUUGAUAAGUGUGGUCAAGUUUGUUGUUGCCAUGAAAUCUGUUGCACUCAAAGGACUCAUUUACAUAAGAAUACUGUUAGACCUAAUAAUGAUUUGAAGUUUUUUCUUUUUCUGAAAUUAAUUACUACCCUGAAGGAUUAAUGGUGACAUGUUGCAGUUCCCAGUUAUCAACAGAGAAGCCACUUCAGGACCAGGUUCCGGACCCAAACACUUGUGUGAGACUGUUGGCAAUGGAUGCAGUAUUUUACACUGACCCUGCAGGAACUCAUACUUCUACAUCAAAUGUUAUUGCAAGCCCUCCUAAGGAAAAGGCAAAACCUUUACAGUCAGCAGCAGCCUGCGAAGCAGAAUCUGUUCAUGUUAUUCCAACUCAAACUGUUACGCAAUGUAAUAGUGAAACUACCACUCUUGUGUAUGUGACUAGAACAUUUGUGCCAUUACAAAGGUGAUGUUUGGUUUCUUUUUUUCUUCUUUCUUGUCAUUUCUGAACUUCAAUUUUAUGGGAAUUUAGAGAGACAAUUAAUGUGUGUGUUAAAUAUUGGAUAUCUUUAUAUAAUAAAAGCUUAUGUAACUAUACAAGUGUUUUCUCUUUAUUGCAAAUACGUAAAUUUAACUCUUCCAAGAGCAUAAUAAAUUCUUACUAUGGUUUUAGUUACAGGAGAAGGAAGUAACCUUUCGUUCUUCCUCUCCCCAUUGUGUACAUAAUCCAUCAUUCAUUGCAAAUAGUGCUAAUAGCCAAAAUGUAACAUAUGCAAUAGUUUUCCCAUUGUUCACCUUAUAUAAGUUUGUUUCAGUGAUGUUUAGGAGAAGCUCAAAAUGUUUGCAACAUAGUAAUUUAACACACUGCUUAGCAUUACUCCAACAAAGAACAGAAUUACAGUCUCCUUGCAGUUCCAAAAACCAGUAGAUUUGAGAAAAGAAAUUCUUCAAAAAAUGCUUGUUCUAUCAACUUGGUUAACAUCACAAUGUUUUAUCGUAUUGCAGUCCUGAAUUCUCGUUCGGAUGGGGCAUUUUAUUUUCAAGAUUAAUUUAUUUUUCAGGAAAUGCAUUUAAUUCUUAUAUACUUGGGGUCUUUGUUGUGAAGGGUGGGGUGUUGUGAAUAAUUGUUCAUGUUUAUUGUGGACAGUUUUAUUGAUAUAUGGUUUCUUUAAAUAUUCAUCACAACAUGCCAUAAAAAACAAAAACUUCCGAUAUAAAGUAUGAAUGAAAAUAUGCACUUACUAUUCACUAAUUUCAGAAUUAGCUAAGGCUUUGUGUUAGGCACUUUUUACUGGAUUUAAGAAAUAACCAAUGUUACUUUAUCUGUACUUUAUUGAGAUUCCAAAUUUUCUGACAUGAUUACUGCAACACCUAUAUUGCCUUGUCAUUUUUUCUUUAGAUCUCUUUCAAUAUGUAGCAUACUAAUCGGUUGUGUUAUCUUUAGGUUCAAAGGUCAUACAAACACUAUUGAUACAGUAGCGGUCUCCAGUGGGAAGAGGACCAUCCUUAAAAACAUGGCCCAAAUGAGCAUCACACUUAGCACAUCGUACUUCAGUUCGAACCAUUCCAUGACUCUCAUCACGUCUUUCUUCUAAAGCGUUUGUUAUUGCAGUAUGAAAAGAAGGCCAUCCAGAACCAGAAUUAAAUUUGCUUUCAGAACUGAAUAGUGCUGAUCCACAGCAAACACACCUGUAUGUGCCAGAAGCAUAAAAGGAAUUGUACUUUCCAGUGUUUGGACGUUCUGUUCCUGCUUUGCGGCAAACUGCAAACUCUAAAGGUGAUAAUUUUUUUUCCCAUUCAUCAUCACUAAUGUUUUUGAAAUCCCCAGAGAUUUCAUCUAGAACUGAAGCAUUUAUUAUUUCAAAUCACAUACACAACAACAUGUUCAAGGACUGUGGCCUGUGUUUGACCUAAUUUCAGUCACAGAUAUAGGUAACAAUAUUCUGAAUAAUAAAAAAGCCAUUUUUAACAUUUUCUCCUAAACAGAAUUUUGAAAAAAACUAUUUGCCCUCAAACCUCCAAUUGGUGCAACAUUAUGAAAUGUUAUUGGAGAUUUAUAAUGUAAUACACAUAGUGAACAAACAAAGGAGUCAUACUCACUGUAAGGAUUUAUUUGCUAACCAUAAUUGAUGGUAAUUCCUUGGAAUCAGGAAAUACUUUUAAAGUCAUACCUAGGUCAAACACAGUAUACUUAAAAUACAAUAAACUUUAAGAACUUGUUUUAACAUGACGAUAAUAAUUAUUAUAUUAUUUUUAUUAUAAUCAGUUCAGGCUAUACGCCUCUCCAUUGCUUUUUCCAUGGCUUAUGUUUUCAUUUUUUUUCAGGGCCAAAUAGAAUUGAAUACUCAAGAAGCAAGGCACAAAUAAUGGAGACUUGAGGCCAAGACUCGUUUAAAAAGUGUUAUUAUGACAAUACUUGUUUGUUUAUUAUUAAUUUCAUUGAAAUUUUUUAAAAAGGGAAUUCAACAUCCUUGCUUCUCUCUGAAGGAAAUGUUCUUUGCUGCUAAAGAAUGUGCUAUUGUCAGUCUAGAAAGCAAGUAUGGUUCCAUCAAAGUUAACUCAUUACUUUGAUGGAACCAUACUUUGAAGAAAAUUAAUUGUGAAACACAUAUUUUACAGUACCUUCUAAAAUGUUUUAUCUUCAAAUCACAGGAAAAAUAAAAAAAGCAAGUAAACAGUAAUAUUCUUUCAAUUAUUUUUCUUUGGUACUUUAAUAGUUUAGUUUAUCAAUAAAUAAAUUCUCCAUUUCCUCCAACACUCCAAUCAAGAAGAACAUUUGUCAAUUUUUUUUUAAUAUUAUAUGUUAUCUAGGUUUACUGUAAAUGAAAUUCUUUUUAAUGUUUACAUUUAAAAUAAAGUUCCCCUUUAACUUUCAGGUUUUAGGUUUCAAUAACAAACAUUUCUUCAAUGAACUCUUUUCUUUUUUACCUACAUUAUUUUAUAAGUUCCUACAAAAUAUCCUAUUUUGGAGAACAAUAAAGGCCCUUUUGUGAAUUAUAUUGUUAAGACAUAUCAACAGCAGAAUGUAAACACCACAGCCAAGUUAAAGCAAAUAAUUUGAAUCUUUACUGUUACAGUGUAAGCUUGACAUUCUUCAAUUUCUUCAAGAACACUUCGGUCACAAUAUCUGGAUUAUGCUGCAAAAUAUGAACACCUCGGAGAGUCAGAACAAUAAAUUCCUUCACUCCAUCACCAGUAAUGUCCAUGUAGAGAAUUGAAUGAAUGGGAGUCGCAAAGCUGCGCUGACUCUCAAGUACCCAUCCUUCUGAUGAAUUGUUUCCACCGAUAUACUUGUAAAGAAGAAUUUCUUGCCCAUAUGUCCCUAACAUUAUUUCAUUCUUUCCAUCCAUAUUCACAUCACCAAUGCACGAACAAAGAACUGCAUCAAACUGUUCACUACCCACUAAUGGAAAGGCUUUGUUGAAUCCUUCCUCAAUAACAUUCAUGUAAACCACAGAAGGUUGCAAACUAUUUGAAACAAGAAGAUGCACAGCCAUGUCUGUCAUUUCCUCUACUAAUGAGUUAGGCUCAACACAUGAAGGGCGUGUAAUAUUUGUCGUCAAUGUAAACAAUGAAACAUUUGAUAUUGGACCUUCAAAUUGUGCAGACCAACUUGAUAUUAAUUCUCUUCCUUUGGAAACUGCAAGAUGAACAUAUCCAGAUUCACAUCCAAAUGAUGUUACUCUCACUGAUGAAUGUGGACAAUAGAAUAUGUCCAUCCACAAAACAAUACUGGGAGGAUCAGCUAAUUCCACAAAAUGUUCUGCUACAUUUACUUCACUAUAACAAUGAUUAUGGCGGUCUUCCCGAAACAUGUGAACUUUGACAUCACUUCCUGCUAAAAGCCAAACAAUUUCCUUGCUCUCGCCAUCACAUUCAGGAAGCCAUGUAUGAUAUAGCUGAUAAGGUAUAUAACUCAAUUCUAAGAUCAGACAAUUUUGAGCUACACUCUCUAAAUUGAAUUCUGAACUUUGCUCCAAUUCUGAAUAGAUAUUCAAAUACAUUUCUGUAUUCUGCUCACUACUAGAUUUAAUUAUUGUAAUGCCAAUAACAAAGUCAUCAUUUGUUUGAGAUUUAUUAAAAACAUCAAUAGAUAUUAUCUCAGCACCACUUGGUAUGUAUGUAAACAAAACUUCACGUACUGAAGGUUUUAAAUAUCCACCAAGAUCAGCAGUGUAUUCUAAUGAAAAAACUUUUCUGCGCAGUGAAGCUGCUAACACUUUAUUACUACCAUCUGACAUGCAAACCUGUUUUAAAGAAUACACAUUUCCUUGAGAUGGUAAUAAGAAAUAAUGAGCAUCAAUUAAAUUUUUCAUAUUGUGUUGUUUUCAACAACCACGAAAUACAAAAUGACCAGCAGUAUAAAUUUUAAAAAUAACUUUAACAAAUACCACCGUUAAAUAUCUUCUAAUAAAUGUAGUUUUUUACCCUUCGAACCACUUAUUUUCCUAAAACUUGACAGAAGAUAACGACACUCCUUUAGCACAUAGCCAAAAUUAUUAAUUCUGUACAAAUUGGCAAAUCGUGCUAUCAUACUUCCAAAUGUUUUUGAUCUGAAAAGCACGACACGGGCAGUACACAACACCAAACGUCGCAAGAGUAAAUGUAAUUACACCAGACCGAGGACACCACGCUGAUCGCUUUUCAUUAGUUUGCUUCGGCGCUGUUUUAGACUUCUCUUUUCCGAAUCCUGGGCAGGGGUACUGCAAAAAUGCCUGGUCAAUGCUGCAAAGGCCUGUCGAAGAUUUCUUGAAACAAAUUUCAGUCCGCUUUCAGCUACUAUCGCGAGAGCACACGCGACACGAUAGUCGCGUCAACUCGCUCAACUCGCGUCAGUUCGCGUUAUCAGCUCCUCACACACAGCUGAUAUGUAUCUCACAUUUGUCUGUCAUACAAGUCAUGAGUCACGAGACUGAAUUCGUUGUGUUCUCAGCAGUUUCGAGUUCGUAGUUGCUACCCAGUUACAAAUUUCUAUACAGGAUUUUGCUUUCGAUGGUGAAAUUUUGAAAAAUUUAAUGAAAAACGG
Messenger RNA from Gryllus bimaculatus (two-spotted cricket), 9738 nucleotides. NCBI's taxonomy places the organism in Eukaryota, Metazoa, Arthropoda, Insecta, Orthoptera, Gryllidae. The record is from the annotation of a GenBank genome assembly.